CUGAUUUCCGGCCCCUAGCCUGCUCGCCCCGCCGCCCGCCUGUCCCGCUCCCGCCCUCCGUGGGACCCGGAGGACUGGGGACCAUGCCGGAGCCCGGGCCGGACGCCUCGGGCACUGCCAGCGCGCCGCCCCCGCAGCCACCGCCCCAACCUCCCGCGCCCAAGGAAUCCCCGUUCUCCAUCAGGAACCUGCUCAACGGAGACCAUCACCGGCCGCCCCCGAAGCCUCAGCCGCCCCCACGAACGCUCUUUGCGCCGGCCUCGGCUGCGGCCGCCGCCGCCGCCGCUGCGGCCGCCGCAGCCAAAGGUGCCCUGGAGGGCGCCGCGGGCUUCGCGCUCUCGCAGGUGGGCGACCUGGCUUUCCCCCGCUUUGAGAUCCCAGCGCAGAGGUUUGCCCUGCCCGCGCACUACCUGGAGCGCUCCCCGGCCUGGUGGUACCCCUACACCCUGACCCCCGCCGGCGGUCACCUCCCGCGACCAGAAGCCUCGGAAAAGGCCCUCCUGCGAGACUCCUCCCCUGCGUCCGGCACAGAUCGAGACUCCCCGGAGCCUCUGCUCAAGGCUGACCCCGACCACAAGGAGCUGGACUCCAAGAGCCCGGACGAGAUCAUUCUGGAAGAGAGCGACUCGGAGGAAGGCAAAAAAGAAGGCGAGGCGGUGCCUGGCGCGGCCGGGACGACCGUGGGGGCGACUGCGGCGACACCGGGCUCAGAGGACUGGAAGGCGGGCGCCGAGAGUCCCGAGAAGAAGCCGGCGUGCCGCAAAAAGAAGACGCGCACCGUCUUCUCGCGCAGCCAGGUCUUCCAGCUCGAGUCCACAUUCGACAUGAAACGCUACCUGAGCAGCUCGGAGCGCGCCGGCCUGGCCGCGUCGCUUCACCUCACCGAGACGCAGGUCAAGAUCUGGUUCCAGAAUCGCCGCAACAAGUGGAAGCGACAGCUGGCGGCCGAGCUGGAGGCGGCCAACCUGAGCCACGCCGCUGCGCAGCGCAUCGUCCGCGUGCCCAUCCUCUACCACGAGAACUCUGCGGCCGAGGGGGCGGCAGCGGCUGCGGGGGCACCGGUGCCAGUCAGCCAGCCGCUGCUCACCUUCCCGCACCCAGUCUACUACUCUCACCCGGUGGUCUCGUCCGUGCCCCUACUACGGCCGGUGUGAGAUGGGACAGGGGACAGGGAGUGAGCACCCGGCCACCUUUCGGGGACCCCGGAGGAGACUGGGCCGGGCCGCGGGUACCGGGCUGUGGCCAGCGACCUUGGGCUCACUGCCUUGCCUCCCACCCCCCAAUAGCAUUUUGUAAGUAUUUGCAAUGCAUUUUCCGUGCAAUUAAUUCCUAUGAAUUUGAGGCGCUUCUCCUCUUAUUUUUGGUUUUGCUUACCAUUGAGAGAAAACGGGGUGGGGCAGGGGGGAACGACAAAAUUACCAGGUCAAAACUUCCAAUUGAAAGUUCUUU
This is a messenger RNA of Mus caroli (Ryukyu mouse), 1449 nucleotides long. It is a transcript of the gene Hmx3, whose product is annotated as H6 family homeobox 3. The record is from RefSeq and is a predicted model, not a curated record. Gene Ontology annotation, molecular function: RNA polymerase II transcription regulatory region sequence-specific DNA binding; DNA-binding transcription factor activity, RNA polymerase II-specific. Gene Ontology annotation, biological process: regulation of transcription by RNA polymerase II. Gene Ontology annotation, cellular component: nucleus. NCBI's taxonomy places the organism in Eukaryota, Metazoa, Chordata, Mammalia, Rodentia, Muridae.